Messenger RNA from Patiria miniata (bat star), 2254 nucleotides. RefSeq lists its product as uncharacterized. The coding region runs from base 17 to 2254 and encodes 745 amino acids. Gene Ontology annotation, molecular function: zinc ion binding; ubiquitin-protein transferase activity. Gene Ontology annotation, biological process: positive regulation of DNA-templated transcription. The record is from RefSeq and is a predicted model, not a curated record. Gene Ontology annotation, cellular component: chromatin; nucleoplasm. The transcript is spliced from 2 exons. Lineage: Eukaryota; Metazoa; Echinodermata; Asteroidea; Valvatida; Asterinidae.
UCAAAGAGAAAGACAAAUGGAAAAACAAGUCGAAUCUGCUGCGAUGGUGUUGAGUAAGAUCAGUCGCUCUCACCUUGAGUGUAGUAUCUGUCAUGAGAAAUACCAAGCACCCAAGCUACUCGAUUGUCUCCAUAGUUUUUGUGAGAGGUGCCUCGUGGCGUACAAGAAAUCAACGGCUAAGUCUUCAGAUAUGAUGCCAUGCCCAGUUUGUAGGAAGGAGACCAAGCUAUCUUCAGAUGGUAUUCCUGGCUUGAGAACCAACUUUCAUCUCAUGGGGAUGGUGGAUGACUUCACGCUCCAAGAGAAACUGACGCAGCAGAAAAGCUUCAAGCUGCUUUGCGAGCUGUGUCAGGAUCAACCGAAGGCAGAGUUCAGAUGCAUGGAUUGUCCAUUCUUCCUGUGUGUCAACUGUCGUGAGGUCCACCGUCGUAUUGCUGCUACUACCCAUCACGAUGUCUUAGCGCUUGAUGCCUUACGGUCCGGUACCGUCAGUCUCCGAUCUAAGGUAAAAGAUGAGCCACCUUGCGAGAAACACCGAGGUGAGAAGAUGAGGUUCUACUGCGAGACCUGCAAAGAAUUGAUCUGCAGAGAUUGCACCGUGGUUGAACAUCGCGAAUCGGAGCACAAGUUCACGACUGUACAUGAUGCCGCUUCCCGCUUCAGGAAAGCUACCCAGGAGCGGAUCGUCAAAGUCAAAGAAAGCUUAACGGCGCACAAAGAAACCCAAGUCGAGAUGACCAAAAUGGCCGAUCAGUUAAACAAAACUGAUUCCCUUAGUCAUCAACAGGUGAUCGAUCAGGCAAACGAAGAAGGAAGCAAGAUUGCCGAACGCGAAUCCAACAUCCGGAAAGACCUCUCCCGGCGUAAAAAGUUUCGUCUGAAAACAUUGCAAAUAAACGGGAUUAGUUUUACCAAGUCACGACCCCAGGAAUCGAAGUCGACGGAAUCAUCAAGCACAGCAGAGGAAAACAUGCAGAAAUACUCCCAAAGCUUAGAAGACAAGUUCGCUAAAGUUGACAAGGCACUCGUUACACUUGGACAGAACGUAGAAACGCUGAUCAAAACUGAUCAGGACAUGCAUUCUGUGAUAGACAGCUUGAACGAAGAAGCUCUGAAAGAUGCCAACGAUGACAGAUCCAAAGCUGCUGCCAGUAAAGACAAGCUGUCAUCACAGAUUCAAAGCACCUACGAUCUGAGACAACAAGUAAUCAAGGAGUUGGCAAAGAUGACUGACGCGCAGAUACAGCGCCUGAGCCACGCGUUGGAUACCGCCAGUGACGUAGUCAAGUCUGCCUCUGACGUCGACUUCCUCAACCUUCACUCUGUGAUUGACAGCGACCUGCAAAACCUUCUUGAGGAGAGUCCAGCUAACCUUCAUCCCGGCUAUCCGAAGAUUGAGUUCAAGAGCAGCGAUGAUACUGGGCUGGGGGAAUUAGUUGUUGGUGCGACAUGGAAGUGGGAGAAAGACAUGUCCUCAGCUGGUAAUUAUCUGGUGAGGAAUUUCUGUGCGUUUACAUCAGGCAGUAAAGUACUGGUAAGGACAGACGGCGGGCUCUGUGUUUGGGACACAACCAACUCAUCAAAAACUGGGCAGGGCGUAUCAGGGGAAAGAAUCGCCAUGUUUCCUGAUAAUGCUUUCGUCUCAAUGGAUUCUUCCUAUGUUCGCCUCUACGAUCUGAAUUCAUCUUCGCCCAAGUCUCAGUUUAAUCUCCCCAGCACCAUCAAACAGGAUGGCUCCGACAACGACACUACUCUCGGGCAGCCCAUCAGCAUUGCACACUACAAGGAUAAGCUGCUCGUUAUUGGGUACACUAAUUGGCAGGGAGUCUUGGUACACGACUCGUCAGAUGGCAAGGUCAUCCACCAACUACCCAUCAGCAUCAAACCAGACUUCCUGACUUCUACCAGCCAUGGGCGAAUGCUGGUGGCGGCAAGGAGCCCGGCGGUCAUCGAGGUGAUUGACAGCAGAGGGGACGCUGUUGUUACCAUACAUCCCACCGUAGAGGGCGUUCCUGAAGGUAAGCAGGUAGGCUGUGUCGGUAUGUGUCGUGAUAAACGCGAUACCAUCUACGUGGCAUUGUUGAUAGAUGGUGAGUCUAAGGUCCAUGUUCACCAGUACAGCCCCUAUGCUAACUUCUUAGGUUGUUCGAUCCUGGAUAUUUCACCUCCUGUGUGUGGUAUCGCUGUUACCGAGGAGGAUCGGUUGGUACUUGCUGAAAAUUAUAAAAUGAAAGUGUACGAAACAAAAGACUAG